AUGGAGCUUCACUGCGAGGGCCCAUGCAACCAGACUAAGCACCUAGACCAAUUCUCCAAGAGAACUCGAGGCGACGGCGUCAAUUGGUGCAUAGCUUGUCAGAGCUGGGCACUUGCCCAGGAGCCCGGGACGACCCCCUUUGCCGCCCCCAACCAGCUCCAUGACGUCCUGGAGCAGCAGACGGAAAUCGAUAUUGCCUUGCCUCCCGAGGGGCACUUUGGUGCCUCCGCCUACGACGACGAAGACGACGAAGCGGACGAGCCUCUCGCACCCGUUACUGACCCAGCUCUUUUUGCCGGACCCCUCGAUGCCAACUCGUCAUCUUCAUCGUUUGUUGCUGCCUCUGAAGCCGCGACUCGAAGCCAAAACCUGCGGCUGCCGCCGCAUAUUCUGCGCACCCAGUACCCUGGAUCCUCUGAUAGUUCUUCGGAUGCGUCUUUUCCCCUGUGCCUGGACGACGGUCAGCAAACCGUCCCAUCCCAUGGGCUUGGCAAUAUCACCGAGGGCGCCCAUAGCAUGGCAGCUUUCCGUCUCGACGAGGAGCGAAUCAGCCAGCCUCCCCGCCGCAACCAAGAUACACGAGCGGCAGGCAGUGCUCGCCGAGGUGGCCUGUUCCAGAACCAUCCAGGACAUCCGUCCGACAUCUCCGAAAAUUCUUGGUACGGGAAGUCCCUGCGUGUUCAUCUGCAGGGCGCAAACGAGGUGCCUAACACUUUGAACGCUGCGAGGCAGCUCGACGCGCGGAAUCGGGGCUCCGGUCGGGGUUCGAGUCGGGGAAGGGCCAGGGCCGGGCUCCCGGCCGCCUCGAAUUCCCGGGGACGUCCGCAAAACGCCAACAAUGCCUUUAGUGAAAUAUCCGAGAACAGCAUUCCCGAGUCUAUUCGCAUCAAGACCAGUCGUGUGCCCCAAGCAAAUGCUGGCGGUUUUAGUCAAGGACAGCCUCGAUUUCUUCACCGUGGUAGUCAGGACCUCGUCACAGCUCCAGCCUCCAGUUCUCGAACCGGAGGCGUUCGAUUCGAUGCCGAUACCGUCGCCGACGAGGAUGAAUUCUGA
Molecule: messenger RNA, 1053 nt
Organism: Sodiomyces alkalinus F11
Lineage: Eukaryota; Fungi; Ascomycota; Sordariomycetes; Glomerellales; Plectosphaerellaceae
Exons: 3
Coding region: 1-1053 (350 amino acids)
Source: RefSeq, a predicted model, not a curated record